Messenger RNA from Phytomonas sp. Hart1, 5262 nucleotides. NCBI's taxonomy places the organism in Eukaryota, Euglenozoa, Kinetoplastea, Trypanosomatida, Trypanosomatidae. The record is from the annotation of a GenBank genome assembly.
AUGAGUGCCGCGUCGUUAUCCUCAUUUACUGGCAUGGCUCCAGCUAUGCUCCCUAACAUAGUUGCCCAACUCCGUGAGGAGUUCAUUCCACUUAUUACCACACUUGAGGGCGUAAACAACACCCUUAAUCAUACAUAUUUAAUUGAACUCAUCUUCACACUGGUGAACUUUGAUGCCUUUCUGCGUCCCGAAGAACGUGAUGCCUUCAUGCGUGCUUCUGAUAAGCUUCUUAGUGAUUUAAUAAAAGACCUUAAAAAGGUCAAGGAAAUGCUAAAAUUUCUAGAAGAGAACAAGCUCUUUCUCACGGAAGUUAUAGAUCGUUGUACAUUACUACAGGAUAUUUGCGAGACCAAACUAAAUGAAAGUCAAGAGUUACCAACAAACCUAUCCUACAGGGAGGAUAAAAGAGCCAAUAUUACAAAAGUCAAUCUGAAUAAUAAUAUUAGUGACAAUAUUUCCCCGUGUGCUCAUUUGAUGAAUCAUUCAAGUGAUAGCAGUUCUCACGAUCACAAGCAGUGUCCAGGCACUGCUUCCUAUGCAUAUACCUCCCAAUGCACCACACCAGCCCACCACUAUCAUUCACAAGGCUUAUUUUCACCGACGAAUGGUUUGGACACUGCUUCGAUGCAAAACAAUCUCCUGUGGAAUAUCCUGUUCGCAACGCACCAUGCGACAAAGGAUAGCUUCCGUUUUAACAUAGCAUGCCGAUCUGCGUUUCAAUCUUCGACUAAGCGGUCUAAGGAUUUCGAGACCACACAGUUACCCCAAGGGAAAGACACAUUCCAUCCUCAUAGUGAUAAAAAACGUGAUAAUCCCGCCGGGGCUUCGCUGCUGCGCCAGCAUCUUGACCUCUUGCUGUAUACUUUGCACUCAAGUACUGCGAAUGCCACUCAAUUCCAUAGUAGUUUCGGUGAAUCUACCCCUCCUGAUGACAAGUUUCUAGCCUCUCUGCGUGACUUUUUCUUUCUCCCUGAUGCUGAAAAGCUACAGGGCAAAGAGGGGAAUGGAUCUCUUUCUUUGGUGGAGUCACAUGUGACUUUAAUGAAAAACACCUGGAAGAAAUGUAUGUGGGAGAUUUUGAAUGGUAUUUUUUUUGCAGAUGAUUUGCUGCUGGUUGGUAUGCUUCUUUCCAUGCCAAUUGACCUUCUCUUUGCUUCUGAUCACAAUAUUCGAAAUAACUUUGAUUUCUUUAUAGCAGCUCAAAAAGCAUCGGGCUUGAUGAAUUCUGUUGGUCGUCAAACAACCUCACCAAAUUCCCCCCCUUCAUUUGUGAUAGAGGCGGCGACAGCAGCUGCUACUACUCAUGCGGCAGCCUGGGAAAAAAAUAACAGUUUACAUAAUACUAAUACCAUCCCCAAGAGUUUCCAACCCUCCAGUUUAGAUGCGACUCAUCUGUUGUCUGUGCUUGGUGGAGUUGAUCCUGUACGGUGGGAGUUUUGGACUGUCAUGCAGGCAAUUUUUACUGUGUUAAUGGAUGAACUUUUGGGGAAAAGACCCUCAGAUAAAGGUAUAACUUCAAGCUGUAAAAAUUCAUCGGCGAAUGAUAGGCGUCUAGGUGAAAUGAAUGAGAACCAGCACCAACCAGGUGUAGACAAACGCCACGUGAGCCAAAGUCCUAAUAGGAUGACAGAUAUCCACACCUCCCAAUAUUUGCAUUCGUCGGAGAUGCUACGACAGGGGUUUGAAUCGAAGGAUUGUUCCCCAUCUGAUCAAGAUCUUGCCACUUGCUGUCCUGAAAAUGAUGAAUAUGAUGCUGCAAUGACAUCAGUGUCUAUGUUAGAACCUGAGAGGAUAGGUCAAACAGAUCCAGUUAGUAAUGUUCAUCUGCCUUCCGUGGGAGCAUUAGGCUUAUUGAAGAAUGUUUUCUGUCCUAACCUCCGCUGCUACGCGGUCGGCGCCCGCAAUUUCAUGACCGCGGCCCCUCUUUUGGCAGCGCACGCCGCGACGGCUUCAGUUGCCUCUGUUGUUUCCGCAGCAGCAGCAGCGUCUGCAAAGACGCCUUUGCGGUCUCAGGUUUCAGAAGCUGAGACUGCUUUUGAACCAAGCCACCCUCUAGAUACUCCUAACUCUACGUUGUGUCCUUCCAACAACCAGGACCAGAAUACACGUGAAAGCAUCGGGAACUUGGGUAUGGGAAUCCGUUCGCAUUCGAGUAUGGAUUCUUUUAAUAUUCUUUCCCACCAUAGUUACACAAGUUCAACCACACCAGCAAGUUCAACGCCUUUACUAAGCCCUAAUCUAUUUUCAUUUUUCUCAGAUUCAGGGCUGUUGACAGAAAACGUGGAUGAUAAUGCUAGCCAUGAAAACGAUAACAUCCGUCCCGUGGAUGUUCUUGUGUAUGCUUUCAUUACUGCAAUUCACUCCCAGCUUCAGCAGUGCAUACCAAUAUCCCAAGAGUCAGAUGCCCUGCGUGGGACCUACGAGCAAUCCAAUACGACUUACAAGGGAAAGGCGGAAAUCCAUCCAAUCAAGGAAGAGCGUACUGAUGAAACUCCACUCUUGACGCCAUAUGUGACGGGCGACUCCACCCUGUUCCCUUUGCACAUCGAUAGCAGCCACACUGUAGCCGACUUCGAUGGACAUGCAGGCCGCAGUCAAGAGACCGGGGUCCCGACAAGCGGCGUAAAAAGAGGCGGCCUUUUCUCAGCGGGGGGAUUCGCCGUGUGUGACCUGGGCUAUGGAUUACCAGCCUGGGACGGGGCGCAGCGGCGGCGUGCCUGCGGCAGGAUCUCCCUCGUGGCUUCCAUGCGCGACGUCCUAGCCCAGCUUCUUUCCGACAUCAAUUCUACCAUCUUGACAGCGAAGUCCAUGGAGAAUCAGCUUGAGGGUGAGAUCACCUUGCUCACGUUCCGAAUCGUGAGCACGAUCGUGGAUUGGCUGAUCCCGGCGGUGUACCUUGUAGAUAUGCGCAUAUGGCUCUUCUAUCGCAAAUGGUUGUGCGAUUUGUAUCAACUUCUUCAAUUGGAAGGGCUCCUGGAACGAUUUUCCACCAUUCUUAAUCGCUGCAGCGGCUUCUGUAUGGUGAACCUGGACAAGGACCCGGAUACGUAUUUUUCACCAAAGGGCACUAACAAUCCGGAAAUGAAAGGAACCGAGGAAUCUUCAGGUGUGCAGGAAGGGUGCUCAGACAGUCAGGGCAAUCCCAGUUCUUGCUAUAAAGUUGAUUCCGUUUAUGAAAAGACACCUGACUCGUUGACGACACCGGGGGAGGGAAUGUUUACCGAUAGUUCGUCCGCUAAUGUCUUCCAAGAGGGGGCAGGCGGUAGGCAUUCUAGGCCUCCUAAUUACUCUGUUCAUAGUGAGCCUUGUUGCAAUACGGGCGACAGCAGUGACAUAAAAUCCCUACAUAGUGUCAAGUCAAAGCAGUCAAAAAAACAGCGUACUACGCAGCAGCAGCAGCGGCAGCGGCAGCCACUGCUUUAUGGUACAAAACUUCAUAGAUCCAGUAGUAGUACUUACAACUUGCCCAGAACAGACAUCUCAUCUUCAGGAUUAAUUACACGACAGUUACAUCUGACGCCCACUAGCAAGACAGCCUCUACAGCAGAGCGCCACUGUAGACGCGAAGGCUUAGACAUCAAGCCUGCCGUAUCACUUCGGGUGACUCCUUCACCGUGUACUAAACUACCUCAUCAACAUCGGCAAGCCUCAUCCAGGAAAAAAUCGAAGUAUACUGACUCGACAAAAGGUUUGAAAUCUCCAUCAAACCUGUUUUCAGCCUUGGGAAUGCCUAAUUCAGAGAGAACGCUAAGUGACCCAAUGGAUAAUUGCCAUCUUACCACUAACGAGCAGUUUAUUGAGUCACCCGUAGUUUUAGAAAGUUCUAUUCACACCGACCCGUGCCCUGAUGGCAAGGACGUAAUGCAGUUGUCAAGGAAAGCAAACAAUUCCUUUUAUCUGUAUACCCAAACGGCGCUAGUUGUUCCAGGAUGUGGUCUUCCUCUCCUGCAGCAGUUACAGGGGGGUGGGCCAUGCAUUGGGACUAAACAAGUCGACUCUACCUCAGGACGGGGAAAAGGUGGUUCCUCAGAAAAUGCCAUGGCUGCGGCAGUCACCACAGCGUUGUUGGACAAGGGCACUGUCAUACCACUCCCAAAAAAUUACAUGCUAACCCGCCUCAUCGCAGCCAUGGUGCGUGGCAUGGAGACAGAGGCGGUACGCUCACUGCUUGGUGCUUUCGUUGGCCCUUCCCGCGAUUCUUUUUUACGAGAGGCAAAGAAUGAAACAGGUGAACUCAUGCAGUCUUAUGAUCGUGAGAGCCAUGCUUCUAGGCCCCUUGCAAGCGGAGAUCGUGCUAUCAGAAGAAUUUCAAGCGAUAUGGAUACUACGAACCGGUCCAUUCAUUUUCAGAAGAUGAAUGUAUCCACCACACAGAACCUACGAAGUUUGCCAAGCUCACCUUCCUCACAUCGUUUUGACGGGACUACCGAAUUUACCCAACUAAUGGAAACACAUUUAAGUAGAAACUUCUCAUCAGUCUUCACAGGAAGCGGUAAGAGUAUUGCCGUUGGGGAGCCAUCCACAGGCAUUCGAGCACCUCGAUCCGCUUUGAACCUGAACGAGGGCCCUGGACUGGUGCACCAUCAUCGCUUUCGGUACCCUGUUAUUUGGGACUACAACGAUGUUGUGACGCUCUAUAUGAAUACUCUGCAUGAUGCCGAGGUUAUGUUGUCUCCGCAUGACCCCAUCCGCGCGGCGCUUGUACAGAAUACGGUUGGGUAUAUGUGUCUUGAUAAUAAGAACCUUCGGCAAGCUCUGGAAAUUCUGGAGUAUUACCUAAACGAUGUCAGCGAGGAGCGUGUACAAGGGCCAAUCACUAAAUCGGUUACAUUGGGACGAGCUGACGGUGCUGUGGCGGUUUCCACAGCCCAAAAGGGGACCCCUGUUUCGACAAGGCUGACUUUAGGUGAUCCCAGCACCUCCCCCAAAACGCUCCCUACCCAACCUAAAUUAUCUACCAGGAAUCCAAUAUCUCCUUUAAUAGUUGACUCGCCGGGAAAAACUAUCUUUUCAUCGCCUUUGUCUUUCCCUAAUAAAUCGAAAACAUUUUCUAUAACACCGGCCAAUUCUGUUUCUACCAUGGGCGACAAUUUCGGACAUUUGUCUUCAUCUACUCCGUCGACCCAACCCAAGCAGCUGCAAGAGGUACCACAAGUGGUACCAUCAUGGGAGACGACCGUUGAGAGAGAUCAAUUUAUUUAUGUCCUGAGCCACCUUCGGCAUAUUCAUGAAAAGCUGAAGCGCCGCGUUGACGUCGUGUAG